AGCAAAAAGCGACAUCGGACUCUGGAGUAGCACAAAACUUCGCUCUGCCGCCACGAGGUUGUUAAAUGGAAUAAUUUACAUCUUUGACAGAUAAAUCACAGAAUCAACUAAUGUGCGUUUUUCAUCAAUAAACAAAAGAAAAAAGUAACAGCAUUUCCUGGAAGAUCAAGCUCAAGGUGCUGCCACAAGAUUGAUUUUUGGAUUUGAUUACAGUUCCAUCCCUCAAAAGGCAUGAAUAAAGCGGCUCUACUUUUUGUUCUUGUCAUCAUUCCCACCAUUGCAUUUCGCACACAACGUGACACGAAGUCUGGCAAACUGAUUAAGGAAACAGGCCUUGAUGUACCAGGGCCUCAGAGAACCAGUCAGGGAGAGACUUCUGGGCAGGGUUCAACCUGGAAUGUCUCUGAUGUUGGACUCAAGGCAAACCUUCCCAAGCUUCCCAUCCCACCAAUGUGCCAGAAGCCUACGGAGAUCAAGAAUGCUUUCAAGUAUGUCAAUACUGUGGUGUCCUGUCUAAUAUUUGUCAUGGGGAUUAUAGGGAAUUCAACGCUUUUGAGGAUCAUCUACAAAAACAAAAGCAUGCGCAAUGGACCCAAUGUGCUCAUUGCCAGCUUGGCCCUGGGAGAUCUGCUGUACAUUCUCAUUGCAAUUCCCAUCAAUAUCUUCAAGCUCUUGGCUGAGGAUUGGCCAUUUGGAGUUCAUAUGUGCAAGCUGAUCCCAUUCAUCCAAAAAGCAUCAGUUGGAAUCACGGUUCUCAGUCUUUGUGCUCUCAGUAUCGACAGAUACAGAGCUGUAGUGUCAUGGAGUCGGGUCCGAGGAAUGGGAAUUCCUUUGUGGAAAGCUGCAGAGGUGAUUCUGAUUUGGGCUGCGGCCAUUGUGUUGGCUGUGCCUGAAGCCAUUGCAUUCGACAUGAUGGAGAUGAACUACCAAGGUGCUAAGUUACGAGUCUGCCUUCUGCAUCCUGAUCAGCAGUCAAGUUUUAUGAUGCUCUACCGCAAUGUGAAGGACUGGUGGCUUUUUGGAUUCUACUUCUGUUUACCACUGGCCUGCACUGGUGUCUUCUACACUCUCAUGUCUUGUGAGAUGCUGAGGCAUAGAAAUGGGAUGCAAAUUGCUCUUAAUGAUCACAUGAAACAGCGACGAGAGGUGGCAAAAACUGUUUUCUGCUUAGUGGUGAUCUUUGCCCUCUGUUGGUUCCCAUUACACCUCAGCCGAAUAUUGAAGAAAACCAUCUAUGACGAAACGGACCCCAAUCGCUGUGAACUGUUAAGUUUUCUGCUGGUGAUGGACUACACUGGGAUAAACAUGGCUUCACUGAACUCUUGCAUCAAUCCCGUGGCACUGUACUUUGUCAGCCAAAAAUUUAAGAACUGUUUUCAGUCAUGUCUGUGCUGUUGGUGUCAGAGGCGACCCAGGAAUGUUAUACCGACAGAUGAGAAGUGCUCUGGAGGUCAGUGGAAAAGUCAAGCCCCAGAAAACGCACUGGUCAGGAGCAGCUCACGUUCCAGCCACAAGUACAGCACUUCUUAACUACGAUAAAACACUACUGCAUGAGAGAGGAUUCAAUGGAUCCAUUCUGCAAGUGAGGACACUAUACUGAUUCAAGACAAGCAUGUAAUAGCUUGCUUCAUGUCAAAUAAAGCACUUCAGCUUUCAGACAGUUAAGCUGCACUGAAGUGUAUGGCACAAAAAGACACAUUCAGUAACCUGGAGAUAAAACUACAAUAACCAAACCAAAUAAAGGACUCAGCAGAUGAAUAACAUGGAAAUGGAUCAGAAGGCGGACUUUUCAACAGGACUAGAAUUCAUAACUUGUGCUGCUUUGUAGAUAGAACAAAUAUGCAUAUUGUUUAAAACUUCAUUACUGAAUGUAUCCCCUUAAAGAGUACAGUAUUGGUAUUUUUUCAUUUAAUCCAUUCAGCUAAUGCUCUCACCUAAUCCCAAUCAUUCAGCACAGUGUGCACAUUAUGGUGUGAAAAAGUACCAUUUGGUAGGAAAACAGUGCCCAGGUAUUAAGAUGCAUGGCACAGAAACAUCAACCCACUUCUUGAAUGACUGCAUGCUGCCUAAUCUGUAUGGUAAACCAGGGGAAGUAGAGAAGGUCAUGUUUUAUAAAUGCCAAUGUUUUAUUAAACUGUUUUCAUUCAAGGGGUGAAUAAGAUGCAGUGUAUGGCAGUGUGUGUUUGUGAGAAAGACUGUCAUCUCAUCCAGAGAUGGUUAUUGCCUUGUACCCAAAUAUAAAAAAAUCCAACCACCGCCUCCACAACCACCCUAAAAGCAGAAAAAAAAAAGAUUUGGAAAAUCAAGAUAGUGCAGGGUUUCAUUUUAAACAAGAAAAGUAAAAUUUGAAACAAAUCUCUUAGGCAACUAAAAAAAUGUGCAGUAGAUACAACAAAAAAUUAAAUACAAUGUACACUACCUGCGUUAUAAGAGGUGACAAGCCAAAAGCCGGAGAAGCUACAACCUGGUGUAAAUAGUUCGUAAGGGUAUAAAUCAUUCAUAAGUAUAUUUUUUAAACAGCAUUUAAAAGUUUAGUAAAAGAUAUGUCCCACUUUAUACUUUAUCAUCAGCACCAUUUGCAAUUUAUUAAGGUAAUACACUGUAUAUACUGUAUGGCGUGAUGUAUUUAGAAUGUAUAUUGCAAUUAAAAUUCAUGUAUACUUAGCUGUAAAAAUGUACAAUUUUGUGAAAUGUCCCACUUCAGUAAACUGCAUUGUCUUGAAAUGAUAGGCUAAUGCCAUCUGGCAAAUUGUUACAGUA
Polypterus senegalus (gray bichir) is the source of this 2760-nucleotide messenger RNA. RefSeq names its product endothelin receptor type B-like. Gene Ontology annotation, molecular function: endothelin receptor activity. The record is from RefSeq and is a predicted model, not a curated record. Gene Ontology annotation, cellular component: membrane. Gene Ontology annotation, biological process: G protein-coupled receptor signaling pathway; regulation of blood pressure; vasoconstriction. The transcript has 8 exons. NCBI's taxonomy places the organism in Eukaryota, Metazoa, Chordata, Cladistia, Polypteriformes, Polypteridae. The coding region runs from base 232 to 1530 and encodes 432 amino acids.